Molecule: messenger RNA, 993 nt
Organism: Chaetomium strumarium
Lineage: Eukaryota; Fungi; Ascomycota; Sordariomycetes; Sordariales; Chaetomiaceae
Product: Ribokinase-like protein
Exons: 1
Coding region: 1-993 (330 amino acids)
Biological process (GO): D-ribose metabolic process
Molecular function (GO): ribokinase activity
Source: RefSeq, a predicted model, not a curated record
AUGGUCAUCGGAUCCCUCAACAUGGACCUGGUCGCCUACGUGCCGCACCACCCCUUGCCAGGCGAGACGCUGACGGCCGACCACUUCGCCACGUCGCCCGGCGGGAAGGGCGCCAACCAGGCCGUAGCCUGCUCCAAGCUCUCCCGUCGGCGGGACGUCAGUGACCUGGUCGAGGAUCCCGGACCAGCAGCCUACGUCGCCAUGGUGGGCUGCGUCGGCAAAGACGACUACGGCGCCCGGCUCAAGCAGAGUCUGUGCGACUACGGGGUCCACGUGCAUGGCGUCGAGCGGCGCGAAGGCGUGCAGACCGGCGUGGCGCUCAUCAUCGUGGACGGCCCCACGGGCGAGAAUCGGAUCGUGCUCCACCCCGGCGCGAACCAUGCUCUCGUGCCGGCGGACCUGGCCAUGCGUAUUGAGUUGGACGUGAAUGAAGAUAGCUUGAGAGAGGGGCAGGAUUGGAGGGUGCCGGAUCUGUUUAUCCUGCAGCUCGAGAUCCCCUUCGAGACGGUGCUGGCUGUGCUGAGAAUUGCCGGGCGAGCGAGGGAUGUGCUGCUGAAUCCGGCGCCGGCGAGGAAGUUGCCCGACGCGGUGUACGACGGGCUGGCGCACCUGGUGCUGAACGAGACGGAGGCGGCGAUCCUGGGGGAGGUGGAGCAAGCCUCGCUGGACGACGAGAAGGGGCUGCAGACGGUGGCGGAGCGGUUUGUGGACAAGGGGGUGAGGAAUGUGAUCAUUACGCUGGGCGGCAGGGGCGCGUACUACAUGAGCAGUGACGGGAGGAAAGGAUUGGUGCCCGCGGAGAAGGCCAAGGUGGUGGAUACUACUGCCGCCGGGGACACGUUUGUGGGACAGUAUGCGCUGGAGGUGGUGGGUAAGCAACAGACCGAGAUCGAUAUUGAGGCGGCCGUGAGGAAGGCGAAUAGGGCGGCUGCGAAGACGGUUGAGAGGGCCGGGGCGCAGGACUCGAUUCCCUGGAGGGAAGAGCUGGAGUAG